Messenger RNA from Serpula lacrymans var. lacrymans S7.9, 237 nucleotides. RefSeq lists its product as uncharacterized. Bases 1 to 237 code for a protein of 78 amino acids. The record is from RefSeq and is a predicted model, not a curated record. The transcript is spliced from 2 exons. NCBI's taxonomy places the organism in Eukaryota, Fungi, Basidiomycota, Agaricomycetes, Boletales, Serpulaceae.
AUGGAUAUCCGAGGAGCGACAGAGGGGUCUGCUGCAGCUUCUACGGCUGCAAAUGCCAAUAGGGGGCAGAUAAGACAGGAUUUGGCAUUUAAGAGUGCAGUUAUGGUUGUAAACGAGCGCAGGGAAGAUGUCAUUGGUGUUCUGCAUAGUGUAGAAUUAAGAGCCCUUGUGACUGAUCUGAGAGACGCUUCGAAUGUCGGUGGAAGUGAUGAUGACAACAUACGCGCAGCAUUCUAG